AUUCGAAAAAUUCUUUGCAUUACUUUCUCGGCUGGCUAAAACUUUUCCUUGGACGUAAUAAACGAGAAGUCUUACCUACAAUGUUGCAAGAAAACCAGCAGCUUUGGGAGGACUAUAGAAAAAUGAAAAAAGAUGGGAAACCUACGACUUCGGAAUUAAUUGACAAAGAAAAGUUGAUAAAGCAGUCGGAAAGUAGAAUUGAGAAUGCUUCCUUUGGAAUCGAACAUCUAUUUCGGGAGGUUGGACAUAUAUAUGAUGCAAUUGUAGUCUUGAAACUUAACCCAGAAAAAUAUACUUUACCGAAAGUUGACACUGUGGCAAAUAUUUUUGCAAUGCUCGUUCUGAACGGACUGACGUUUGAACUGCUAGAUGGAAACAGCUUUUAUAUGCCCGGGCAAUGGAUACAAUUAGUAUUAGGUAUUGUGCAUGAACGUAUUGGGAAAGCUAAGGUACUUGCUCUUUCCGUCCUUGGUCUUCAGAGCUCAGGGAAGUCGACAUUAUUGAAUGCGAUGUUCGGUGUGCAGUUUUCAUCAAGUGCAGGUCGUUGCACAAGAGGUAUACACUCUCAAUUAAUACCAAUGACGAAACAAACGGAGCAGAAUGAAACACCGCUCUUUGAAUAUGUUUUAGUCAUUGACACAGAGGGAUUAAGAGCACCAGAAUUAAGCGAUAGAAAUUACAAUCGUGAUAAUGAGCUGGCAACUAUUAUCACUGGUUUAGGUGACAUAACAAUGCUUAACAUAAUGGGCGAAAAUGCAAUCGAGAUUCGUGAUAUAUUGCAGGUAAUUGUGCAUGCAUUUCUUCGAUUAAAACUAGCAAAUCAUAGGUUAGAUAUAAGGAAAAGUUGUAUACUUAUCCAUCAAAAUGUCGCAGAUAUUUCAGCAUCUGAGAAAAUGAAAAUCGGUUUAGAGUUAACAGUACGAAAUCUUGACAGCGUUACAAGAGAAUCAGCCGAGUCUGAAGGUAUUUCCGAUAUAACAACAUUUGAUCAAAUAAUUGAAUUCAAUACUGAUAGAAACGUUUGGUACUUACCGAAUCUUUGGAAGGGAAAUCCACCAAUGGCACAAAUAAAUCGUAAGUAUAGUGAGACGGUUGUAUCAAUAAAUCAUGAGCUGUUAAACAGAGCAUUAAAUGCUAAAACCAAGUCUUUUAAAAGUCUGGAAGACAUUGUUAUGCAUGCCGAUGAAUUGUGGAGAGGUGUGCUAGCUGAGGAUUUUGUAUUUUCAUUCAAGAAUAGUAUAGAAAAGAAGGCUUACGUUGCACUGGAAAAAAAUCGGAAAGACAAGCUUCGGUCGCUUGAAAGCGAGGUCGACACUGAACUGUUUAAGAUUUCUCAAAACGAAUUCUCAGCUUGCACAACACACUCGUCCUUAGAAACAGCACAGAAUCGUAUCAUAACGGAAAUGACAAAAAUUCUUUCAAGUCUAGAAAGUAAAGCACAAGACGAACUUGAGAAAUUCUUUGCAAGUAAUGAUUACACCGACAUAACAAUACAAUGGAAAGAAAAAACAAUGAAUAUGCUCCGAGAAUUGUGUGCAGGCAUGCUACAAACAAAACUACCAGACAUAGAACGUAUGCGAACAAAUCGAAGUGUCGACAUACUAACAAACUCAAGUCAAGGAGCACAUGAAGAAGAGUUUCGAAAGAAGUCUAUAGAGCUUGCAAAUCUCGUCAGAAAUAAGAAUAUGAGACAUGCAGAAAUUGAAAAGAAAUUUGAAGGUAUUUGGAAUUCCUUUGUUGAACACUCACUUAAGGAAGAGAACCUGUCGACACCUGAAUGUUCGUUAAAACAAAACUUUGUCAAUUGUCUUUCGGAUUUUUUUAACAACCAUCCUGUGUUGUAUCAGGUGCUCGAUCACUACCAAAUGUUCCAAAAGCCUCCUCCAAAAAUUGUUUCUGGAUCUUUUUCUUUGACAACUAUAAGUAAUGAAGACAUCAGCAUAAAAUCAACAAUUAAAGAAAUUGCUACAAAACUGCCCCUCAUUAAAAUAUUUGAUGAUUCAUUCAAAAUAGUUCAAGAUAGGCUUGAGAAUUUCUUUAAAAGUGUUGAUGUACAAGUGCAACAAGUUUGCCAAAAUGAUAUUGCAAUUACUGAUCGCGAGGUUAGAUCAUUUAUAAACGACUUACUAAAUAAAUUAGAAGAAUGUAUGGAAAGCACAUCAAACAAUUUUACUUUGGUAAUUUCUUUCAAUAUCAAAGCUGUCGUUCAUGUAUGUAGCGUAGCAUGUCAUCGCUUUGAAGAACAUAAUAAGGAGUUUCAAAAAUGUCAUGGAUUACAUGUGCGUUUAGCACAAUAUAAGAAACAGUGCAAGGAGAGAUUCUAUGCACACCUGAAUGAACGUAACGCUGAAUCAACUGGUGCUGCAUUAUUUCGCCACGUAGUGGAACAUUUUAUCCGCGAAACUGUCAAAGACGGCAUAUCAAAUCUGGUCAAAAAUGCUUUAAAAUUCAAUAAGCUCCCCAAAACAAAGUAUGAUCUGAUAAUUGAAAUGCUUACUGAAAUGGUACGAAGGGGCAAUUUCAGACUGUUCAAAGAAUAUAUACGAAGUCCAAAAUCCUAUGCAGCAAACUGGAUAACAUCCCAGUCGAACUCAUACCUUUUUAAUGCCAGCACAAAUUAUUUCACAAUUGCUUCAACCGAAGUAAAUUUAUGCCUUGAUGAUAUUGAAACUGGGAUAAGGAAUACUACCGAACAAUUAGAGAAUUCCCCAAGAUCAAUAGAAACAUGGUUGAUAAAAUUCUAUAACAACCUCAAAAUAUAUAAAAUUCCGCUAGAAAAUUUUCGUGAUGUUAAGAGAGAACUGAGUCAUUUAAAAACGAUUGAUGCUGGUAAUUUUAAAUUCAUGCUGAAGGAAGAGUUAAAUCCAGUUAAACUUAUUUUGUUAAAUGAAUUCAAAGCAGAAAAAGAAACAACCGUGAAAUGGAGAGGCUCUAAUCCAUAUGAAGUUGUUAUAACUGACAUAUGGGGGUGUCCUGAGAAAUGUGUAUUUUGCGGGGAACCUUGUUCAGAAUGCAGUUUGCAUCCCGGCUCUAACCAUAAGUGCUUGCAGCACAGACCGAAGGGAUGUGGUGGCGUACAUGAAGUUAAAAACAGAAUGAUUGUGUUGACAACAUGUAAUUACGAUGUAACACAGUCAACCAAUGCAUCAUGCUCUUGUUUUGGUUAUCGUUGUAAUCCGGGAAAAAAAGAAAAGUGCCACUUAAAGAAACAUUCCUUAUCUGAAUAUCAGAAAUUUAUACCAGAUUGGGAUAUUAAAGGUAUAAACGAUGCUGAAGAACGGUCCAAAUUCUGGUUGUGGUUUAUUGGAAAAUAUAAAAAAGAGCUAGCUGAUCAUUACAACAUUGUUGUUUCUAAUGUUCCCAGUUCAUGGAGCUAUUUUUCAGAGAAUGAUGCAAUUCAGAGUCUGCGAAAAACUUAUCCAGAGUAGGUUUCCUAAGAACAUCAGUUGUUGAUACCGAACAUAUCUUCGGCUAUACUACAUGCAAUUGCAUUUGUUUGAAGAAAAUCUUUCAACAUUUAAACCCGGUAGAAGGGAAGAAAUUUUAUCAUAAACAUCUGUCCUGGAUACGGAAUAUUUAAAUUCAGAUUUGUGCUACAUCAAUGCCUAUAUCAUAAACGAAAACGUACGAUUACAUUUAAUACUGCUAUAAAACCCGAACACACGUUUACAUUUGAUACUGCUGAAGGUAAUAAUAAAUACUUUUUAAGGCCGAGAUCUCCCUUUUUUAUUUAUAUUUAAGGAUCCCUCCAAAUUUUUAACGGCUUUCGAUACUAUCAUUCAGAUUAGAAGCUAGUAGUAUGAUCGCCAGACAAUUAUAUUUGUUUUGUUACAUAUAUAUAUAAUCCUAAAGAGCCUACAAACUUUCAAUCCGAGAAACAUGUAAUAAAGGUGUUUCUUUUUGGUUUGUUUUGGAAGUAGAGUUGAAAUACAUGAAUAUUAUGUUACUGUUUAUAGCUUUUUUUCUGAUUUGUUAAAUGGGUAUUAUCAGAUCUAUUUAUCAAAAAGAAAUUGAA
Molecule: messenger RNA, 4015 nt
Organism: Mercenaria mercenaria
Lineage: Eukaryota; Metazoa; Mollusca; Bivalvia; Venerida; Veneridae
Product: interferon-induced very large GTPase 1-like
Exons: 1
Coding region: 81-3428 (1115 amino acids)
Molecular function (GO): GTP binding
Source: RefSeq, a predicted model, not a curated record